This is a messenger RNA of Lutzomyia longipalpis, 2150 nucleotides long. RefSeq names its product mRNA-capping enzyme (gene mRNA-cap). Gene Ontology annotation, molecular function: ATP binding; mRNA 5'-triphosphate monophosphatase activity; protein tyrosine/serine/threonine phosphatase activity. NCBI's taxonomy places the organism in Eukaryota, Metazoa, Arthropoda, Insecta, Diptera, Psychodidae. The transcript is spliced from 2 exons. Gene Ontology annotation, biological process: 7-methylguanosine mRNA capping; protein dephosphorylation. The coding region runs from base 198 to 2039 and encodes 613 amino acids. The record is from RefSeq and is a predicted model, not a curated record.
UCUGGGGAAUCCCCCAACUUCCAAGCAGCAAACCUUCCAAUGGAGUUUGACACUGGAAAUUGUGUUUUGCUAAACACAAUAAUUUUUCGAGCUUUUUCCGCACUACUACAUGGAAGAAAAUUAGGAAAAGCAACGUGAGAAGUUUGCGUGCCAGAAUAUCCAAAGAAAUUUAUCGCCACGGAAGCAAAACUUUCACCAUGAACCGAAAUCGUUCUGCAAAUCCUGGCCCCGUUCCCGAUCGGUGGCUCCAUUGCCCAAGGAAGUCCGAUGGUUUCAUAGCUGACAGAUUCCUGGCAUUUAAGACGCCGCUCGAUGAGCGAUUUGACCCCCAAUUGCCCGUUGAGGCAUGCUUCUCCCCGGAGAUGGUGAUUCAGAGUCUUCGGAUGCACAAACGACGCCUUGGGCUGUGGAUUGACCUUACAAAUACAACGAGAUUCUAUGAUAGGAAGAUUGUGGAGGAUGCUGGGACGGAGUAUGUGAAGCUUCAGUGUCGUGGUCAUGGGGAAACUCCCUCGAGGGAGCAAGCACAUGCUUUCAUUGAACUCGUGGAUGCCUUCAUACUCAACAACCCACUGGACAUUAUUGGGGUGCAUUGUACACACGGAUUUAAUCGAACGGGCUUCCUCAUUUCAUGCUACCUCGUGGAGAGGAUGGAUUUCUCCGUAGAAGCUGCAAUGAAGGCCUUUACAGACGCCCGGCCGCCGGGAAUUUACAAAGGAGACUACAUCAGAGAAUUGUACGAGCGGUAUGAUGAUGUUGAAGACACUCCACCCCCGCCUGAGCUUCCUUCGUGGCAUCUUGAGUAUGACGAUGGGGAGGAGGACAUUAGGCCACCUCCACAGGCUUUCUCACGCGGUCAUAAGCGCACACAUGAUUCCCCAGGGCCCACAGAUGAUGGAGAAGCAACAAAUGGGGAUGCCGGUGGGGAGUCGAGUACGUCGCAGACGAAGAAAAAGAAGCGAGAGUUCCUAAAUCUCAAUGCAACCUUUAUGGCGGGAGUUCCGGGAGUUAAGCUCGUGACAGAUCAACCGCGUCUGUCGGAGCUACAAGCACAGUGCCAAGCAAUGUGUGGCUGGAAGGGAAAUGGAUUCCCGGGAUCACAGCCUGUGUCAAUGGAUCAGGGAAAUCUCAAGCUGCUCCACGAAAAGCCAUAUCAUGUCUCGUGGAAGGCUGAUGGUACGCGGUAUAUGAUGUUGAUUAAGGGAGAAAAUGAGAUUUUCUUCUUCGAUCGCGAUCACGCGUGCUUCGAAGUGGAGAAUCUGCGAUUUCCGCGGAAGAAGGACUUGGGGAAUCACUUAACCAACACCCUCGUGGACGGGGAGAUGGUGAUUGAUAAAGUUAAGGGGCUCAGUAUCCCGCGAUAUCUAAUCUAUGAUGUGAUCAAGUAUGAGGAUGAUGACGUGGGGCAGAUGCCCUUCUACCCGACACGACUGAAGUGCAUUGAGGAGAAUAUCAUUGGGCCACGGUAUGAUUGCUUCCGGAAGGGGCUAAUUGAUAAGAAUCGUGAACCCUUUAGUGUGCGUCAUAAGAUGUUUUGGGACGUCACACAGGCCAGGGCACUUCUUGGGCCAAAGUUCGCGAGUACACUCAGCCAUGAGCCCGAUGGGUUGAUUUUUCAGCCAUCACUGGACCCAUAUCAAACCGGGCAGUCCAAUGAGGUGCUCAAGUGGAAGCCUCUGGAGCUCUGCUCGGUGGAUUUUAAGCUCAAAAUUGCCGAAGAAAGCGGCAUGGGGAUACUCAAGCGCAAAGUGGGGCUCCUCUAUGUGGGCCAGCUGACGGCCCCUUUUGCCCAGAUCAAGUACACAAAAGUCCUCAAGGAUUUGGACAACAAAAUCAUCGAGUGCAAAUUUGAGAACAACAACUGGGUCUUUAUGCGUGAGCGCACGGACAAAUCCUUCCCAAACAGCUACACAACUGCUGUGAAUGUUUGCAACAGCAUCAAGAAUCCCGUGACGACACAAAUGCUCCUGGAUUUCAUUGAUUCACGAAUGAUGCCACCACCAAGCUCAUUCUACACGGACUGCUCUAGCCACGAUUAGUUUUUUUUUUGCCUCAUGUUAAAUAACAAAAUAAUUAUUAUAUAAAAAAUAUUUGAAUGUUUUUAGAUUUGAUUUUUCUGCAGCGAGAAAAAUAAAGCAAAUAGCAAUGAA